Messenger RNA from Malus domestica (apple), 660 nucleotides. The record is from RefSeq and is a predicted model, not a curated record. NCBI's taxonomy places the organism in Eukaryota, Viridiplantae, Streptophyta, Magnoliopsida, Rosales, Rosaceae.
AUGGCAAGAACUAUGGCUGCCGAAGCUUACUCCUCGGUCGAAAAAAUCAAGAAAUUGGAAUCUGAGCUUGCUGAUUUGAAGGAAUCUAAUACUUCUGCUCCCACUUCUCUGCAGCUUGAGGCCGCUCGCCAGGAGAUCAUGGAUUUGAAGACUAGGCUUGAUGCGAUCCAAAUAAAGUAUGAAAAUGCAGAGAAGGAAAUCGAGCGUUACAUACCUCAGAUUCAAGAUCUUGAGCGUUCCAUAUCUGAAUUUUGCUCUGCUGCUUAUGCAAAGGAUGAAGAAUUGAUUGCUACUUACAACCAAGCGAUCCACUUCAAAAAGGUUGUUGACAGGCUUGAGCCUCAAGUGUCGGAACUUCAAGGUGUUUUGAAGACCAACGACAAUCUGAAGAAGGAAAUUGAGGAGUUGCAGCGGGUUCGUGCUUGCCUGCUUGAGGAGAAUGAGCAGUUGAAGAGUGAGAAUGAUGGUUUCAAGGCUUCGCUUAUUCAGAAUCAAGCCGAUUUCUACAAGUUGGGCUAUGUAGAUCAUCUUUAUGGGCGGCCGUCUGACUUUGAGUUUUUCGUUGAAGGAGUUGAUACCCAGGCUGGAGCAGUCGAGGGUAAAGAUUCGGAGGAUGCCGCUGCUGAAAACACCAAGGCUGCUGAAGGUGUAACGACCUAG